Molecule: messenger RNA, 3966 nt
Organism: Puccinia triticina
Lineage: Eukaryota; Fungi; Basidiomycota; Pucciniomycetes; Pucciniales; Pucciniaceae
Exons: 7
Coding region: 1-3966 (1321 amino acids)
Biological process (GO): arachidonate metabolic process
Cellular component (GO): membrane
Source: RefSeq, a predicted model, not a curated record
AUGGUCUGGGCGGGCCCUCGAAGCCCGGGUGGGCUGGUGGGUGUCACUGGGCUGUCCGUGGCUGCGAAUCCGAUGCUGCUCCAGGCGAUCGUCAACGCCGUCUACGGCGCAAACGGCAUCCGCGGCCUCGACCCCGGCCUCUGGCGCGCCCAGCUCAUCCGCACCACCGCACGCGCCGCCCAGCUCAUCCAGGCCCUAUGGGCCAAGCUCGGCGGGAAGGCCGGCGUCAUCCUCGACGACCAGGGCGAGGACGGCAGGGGCGUCAUGCGUCUGCAGGGCGUCUUCUCGGACAUCCAGAUGUUUGUCGGAUCCCUCACCACCCUGCAGGACCCGCUCUCCUCGAUCCUCCUCGACCCGCUCGCCUUCGCGCGCACCCAAUCCACCGUCACCACGCUCACCAAAAAGCUGGCCUCCCUGGCCACCCACUACGAGGUUGCAGACUCCCUUCCGACUCCGCUCGACCAAUGGAAGGACGAAGACGCCCAAGACAAGGCCGAAGACCUGGGCGCCCUGCCGCUCCUGAUCGCCAAGAGCAGGCCGACGAGAGCCGUCCUGCAGAAGUUCGAAGCCGACUGCGCCCGCCGCGAGCUGGCUGAGCUCGCCAACCCCGACCAACCCGUGCCGGAGCCGGAAGACGCCUCAGCAGCAUCCCGCUCCACGGCCCCCUCCCCCGCCCCCUCCUCCUUUGCGAGCUCCGGCCUCAGCGCCGCCAGGCGCCCCGAGUUCCUCCGAUUCGUCUACUCCCAGAACCCGAACCUGAUCGCCGCCAACGAGAGCCUCGACACCGCCGUCGCCGCCGGCACCGCAGCCCUCUCGUCCAUGGCGCCCCCCAAGCCCAGCAUCCAGUCGAUCUCCCUCGGGCCCCCCAAGUCGCGCAAAUCGCUCGUCCAGCAGCGCAUCUCCUCCUUUGCCUCCUCCGCCGACGCCCCGCCACCCCUGCCCGCCGCCCCCCCGAUCGCCCUCCCCGUCCGCCGCGUCGCCUCCGAUAAUCCGCAGAACACCAGUGCGCGCAAGAGCUGGACGGUCGACAUGAGCGCACUCAACGGCAUCCAGAGGCAGUCCAGCCUCAGCAUCAGCAAGCCGCCCUCGCUUUCAGGCCCCUCGCCCCAGAUCUCCAUGGCCGCGCCCCCAGUCAACUGGAAACAAUCCAUCAGUCGCCCCACAUCCAUCAAAAGUCGCUCAUCUAUCAGCACCGAGCCCGCCGCCGACAAGCCCAAUGGAAACGCCUCUGCUGCCGAUGAGGCUGCACCGGGAGACUCUGAUUCGAAGCCGGUACUGAAGCCCACUUUCGCCGAACAAGCAGCCGCCAUAGUUGCCGCGCGCAAGCAACGCACCAUCUCCCAGUCCUCCUCAACCUCGUACAAGGACCGACUGCUCACCAAAAACCUCGCCGAGGGCACAGCAUCCACCGGCCUUGCAGCCACCCCGGAACAUCCACCACUGCCCGAACCCAACUCAUCCUCCGACGCGCCGGGCUCUGCCGCCCUCAAUCUGGUCUCCGAGACGCCUCCGUCACUCGUCUCAUUGGACCCGCUUCCACUCCCGACUGACGAAUCCGCCUUGGCAACCUCAAAGAGUGUCUCCGUGAGCUUCCCGGCCAAGGUCUCUCCAUCCCCCUCGCUGUCCCCCGUGAUGGCUCGGAUGAAUUCCAGCUCGUCUGCGGCCUCAUCCUCGCCUGUUCGUGUGGUGGCCCGGAUGAACUCAAGCUCGUCCACCGCCUCGCCCAAGCCGCCGGCCAGCAGCUUGGCCCCCAGCCUCCCCUCGAGCCCGCCCCCUGCCAGUGUUCGCCGGCCCUCGUUGGCCCCUCCGCCUCCGGAACCUGAUCUCGACUUCGAGCUCGUCUCAGACCUCAUCGAGCAUACCUCCAUGCUCGACGUCAUCCUUGGCCCGACGCCCGACAACACCGAGCCGCUCACACUGCCAUCUUCAGCGGCUGUCGACCCCGCCGAAGCCGACUCUGGUCCUGGUGCUGCGAAGUCUGCGGAGGCAGAUCCGGCUGAACCGGCGCUUUCUGCCUCCCAAGCCUCGGGUACUUCUUCCCAUGCCCCGCCGCCUGAAGAGCUAUCUUUGGCCGAUCUGAUGGAGCAGGCAUCCAUGUUUGAGAGUUGGACGCCUGACCAGGACCAGACGAGCACCCAGCUGUCCCAGAUCGUCACCUCGCCCGUCCGCCCGGGCGUCCCGGCUGAAUCUGCGCCCCCGCCGGACCCCCUGUCGGCCGCUUUCCUUUCCCCCCCGCUCUCGCCUAUCUCACCCGUCUCCUCCAAACUGGCCGGUGCACCCGAGCCAGAGGAGCGAUCUGCGUCCACAAAAGCCGCGUCGCCCCUCUCGCAAAGGCCCAGUCAUCUAGCCCUCCAAACCCUUGACAAACCGUUCGGCUCGCUGCCCGAAGCUGCACACUCUGAAGCAGUCCUGACGAUCGCCGGAUCUCCUAUCUCAACGCCCUCGAUCAGCGGCCAGUCGUGGGCCACCUCGCUCAUGUCCACCCCUCCGGCUCUCUCCGACUUUGACUGGAACCUCCUCAACGGGAACUACUACAACACGCAGCUUUCAACAAGCCUUCCGGCGCCCGAAAACCCGCUCAAGAGUGGCUGGCGGAUCCUCUGCCUCGAUGGGGGAGGGAUCCGGGGCUUGUCGAUGCUCUACGUGGUCCGCGAGCUGAUGACGUCUGUCCAGACCCGUCUCCGGCUCCACAAAGCACCCCUGCCGUGUGAGAUGUUCGAGAUGAUCUGCGGGAUCGGGACGGGCGGGAUCAUAGCGCUGCUGCUCGGCCGCCUCAGACUCGACAUCUCCGUGGCCGUCGAGGCCUAUCUCCAGAUCGUCCGCCAGGUCUUCCGCCAGUCCAAGGGGGUCAUCGCUGCCGUCCGCAAGAAGACCCGGUUCAGCGCGACCAAGCUGGAGGCGGUGAUCCGCGAGGUCGUCAAGCAGAUCUCGGGCCAGGAAGAGCUCUACCUCGCCGCCGCGUCGGAUGCGCGUCCGAUCUGUCGCACGUUGCUCCUUGCGAUGCGGCCCUCGGAGGGCAGGGAGGAGCAGCGGGGUCUGAUGAGCAAAUUAAGAUCCUAUGGGGAGCGACAGGGGGCGGGCGGGCAGGGGUGUAGCAUAGCCCAAGCGGGACGGGCGACGAGUGCGGCGCCGCUGUUCUUCAAGCCGGCGCGGGCGGAGGAGGUGGAGGAGUUCGGGGACGAGCCGGUGGCGACGAGUGAGGCGAAUCUGAGCAACCCAUCGAUGGAGGCGGUGGCGGAGGCCGAGAGGGUGUGUCCAGGGCGACGGAUCGACGUUCUGCUCUCGCUGGGCGCCGGGAAGGGGCUCCACACGGGCACGGGCUCGAUCGCCCGCGCGUGCGGCGAGAUGGCCCAGGCGUCCGAGCGGACCGCCCGCGAGGUCGAGCAGCGCGCCCUCCGCGAGGGCUGGGCCACCCGCUACUUCCGCGCAUCCGUCAACGGGCUCAAGAACGAGGACAACCGUGGCGAGUGGGAGAACCCCGACUGGGUCAAGGCCGGGACCGUCAAGCAUCUGUUCAUCGACGCGCGCAGCCAGUUCGAGCAGCAGGUCGACUGUCUGACUGCCAGUUGGAAGUCCUCCUACGACGACGAGGUGCUCCGCCGGAUCCUGCUCGAUCACGGCAAGGGCACGAUCACCCCACGCAGUGCCUUCCUGCCCUCCCGGCCACACAACCUUGCGCCGCGGGCCGACGACCUGCGCCGGUCGAUCUCGGCGGACCAUGCGGAGAUGCAAGCCCAAGCGCACGGCGUCUCCUCGCCCUUCCGCAAGUACAGGGCCUCCCAGGCCGCCCCCCCGCCCAGCCCCGACCGCCAUCCGCCCCUCCCCAACAGCCUCUAUCCCGCAAGCCUCUACGAAGGCUCCCCCCGCAGAACCCUGCUCCCCCAGCCCACCCCCCCGCCCUCCUCCGGCCCCCAUCUCGCCUCCUUCGAGCUCAAAUUGCCCGAAUUCAACUUCUCGAAAACUUAG